AUGCAACCUGCAUUCUUUUUCGCACUUGGAAAUUCCCAAGUGCAAGACAAAACGCAAGCGAGGGAACAUCUGAGGAAGAGGGGCGCCGAGAUUCAUCGGAUACUCGGCCAACUGACGGACGGCGGAGAGAAUCGAAUGCCCAACACAACGUUAGUCCAUCGUCUCGAACACACAAAUCACAGAUUUGUCACAUGCCGUCAAGAGUUCGCUUCAGCAGCUGGGCAUAUGGUCUAG
Strongylus vulgaris is the source of this 234-nucleotide messenger RNA. The record is from the annotation of a GenBank genome assembly. Lineage: Eukaryota; Metazoa; Nematoda; Chromadorea; Rhabditida; Strongylidae.